AUGCAUCACAGAAAUUAAUGGUAGUGUGAAAGAGAGAGAGACAGAAAAAAGAGGAACAAGAGAAGGAGAAAAACAAGUGUUUGUUUGUGUGACAAAAACAAACUACCAUGGCAUCCUCAAAUUCACCAUGUGCAGCAUGCAAGUUUCUACGCCGAAAAUGCCAACCAGAAUGUGCAUUUGCACCUUAUUUUCCACCUGAUCAGCCACAAAAAUUUGCAAAUGUUCAUAGAAUUUUUGGAGCAAGCAAUGUUACAAAGCUUCUCAAUGAUUUACACCCUCACCAACGUGAAGAUGCUGUGAAUUCACUUGCUUAUGAAGCUGAGAUGCGACUUCGAGAUCCUGUUUAUGGUUGUGUUGGUGUAAUUUCUCUCCUUCAACACCAACUUCGUCAGCUUCAGAUGGAUCUUUAUUGUGCUAAAUCCGAACUUUCUCGUUUUCAAAACUUGAGUAUCGCAGCGGCAGCUACUGCCGGUCAUGGACUCAUAACCGGCAUGACAGGUGAGUCUGUCACGGCCGCUGCAGGUAAUUACCACCACACGCAAAAUACUGCUGGUGGUGGUAAUAACAGUAACGGCCGUGACCAUCGUUAUCAUCAACAUCAUCAGUUUUUUCCAAGGGAUCAACAUCAACAACAUAAUUUGGUUAGAAAUUUUGAUGGUGGAAUUGGGAGCAACUAUGAUGCUAGUCUCUUGGCUAUGAAUAUAUCUGCUAGCUUAGGACAGAUCAAUCAACUUCAACAUCAUAGUGCUGCUGGUGGUGGUGGUGACGACCGCCGUACUGUUAACCGCUCCUAGCUAGGGUUUCUAAUGCUAUAGGAGUUUUGACAUUACUAGCUGGAGAGAAGAUUUCAACCUUCAUUCUUCAUUUUUGAUGGACACUCAAAGACAAAUUUGUUCAUCAGUCAAAGCUCGAAUCGGUUUUUAUUUUUAUUUUUUGUUUUAUAUGAUUACAAAAUUGUAGACAGAAAAAAUAUAUAUAUGACGUCUAAAUGAAGUUAUGAAGUAGCUGACCAAUAUUUUACUAUUGUGAUUUUACUAUCUCUACAGAGAGAAGAAAUAAGUGAAGGGUUCCUCUUCCUCCAUGGAAAGAUUAUCACUAUUAGCAAACAGUAUAUUAUCUUCUUUUAAUCAAUUACGAUGGUACAUUUUUGGUCAAA
Messenger RNA from Medicago truncatula (barrel medic), 1156 nucleotides. Its product is annotated as protein ASYMMETRIC LEAVES 2. Lineage: Eukaryota; Viridiplantae; Streptophyta; Magnoliopsida; Fabales; Fabaceae. The transcript has 2 exons. The record is from RefSeq and is a predicted model, not a curated record. Bases 108 to 794 code for a protein of 228 amino acids.